Carassius gibelio (silver crucian carp) is the source of this 3279-nucleotide messenger RNA. RefSeq names its product solute carrier family 15 member 2. Gene Ontology annotation, molecular function: dipeptide transmembrane transporter activity. Gene Ontology annotation, biological process: transmembrane transport; oligopeptide transport. Lineage: Eukaryota; Metazoa; Chordata; Actinopteri; Cypriniformes; Cyprinidae. The transcript is spliced from 23 exons. Bases 135 to 2294 code for a protein of 719 amino acids. The record is from RefSeq and is a predicted model, not a curated record. Gene Ontology annotation, cellular component: membrane.
AUUAACUCGAGAAGGUUAAACAGCUUUAACAGCAGCGGGAGGCGGAUGAGUUUUCACUCUCUGUGCAGGAACGCGUGCAGGAAUCCACUAUUAGAUGUUGAGCGUCCAAAUACACACUUGGAUUCACUGAAGACAUGGGGAAAAUAAAGGAUGUUGAUGCAGAGGAUCAUGGAAAAGGACAGCGCUCUCCUAAAUUAUGUGGCACUAACUACCCAGUUAGCAUUGCCUUCAUUGUGGUCAACGAGUUCUGUGAAAGAUUCUCUUACUAUGGAAUGAAAGCGGUGCUCACACUUUAUUUCAUCCACUACCUGAACUGGGACAAGAAUCUUUCCACAGCUGUGUACCACGCUUUCUCAAGCCUGUGUUACUUCACUCCGCUUCUGGGGGCCGUGAUAGCUGACUCAUGGCUGGGGAAGUUCAAAACCAUCAUCUAUCUGUCUAUAGUCUAUGUGAUCGGCCAUGUGAUCAAGUCUGUCGGUGCCAUUCCUGAUGUGGGGGACAGCACUCUUCAUGUAGCUUUGUCAAUGCUUGGUCUGGUCCUCAUAGCUGUUGGGACAGGGGGGAUCAAACCAUGUGUUGCAGCAUUUGGUGGUGACCAGUUUGAUGAAGAGAAUACAAAAGAGAGGACAAAAUUCUUCUCCAUCUUUUACAUGUCAAUCAAUGCUGGAAGUGUCCUGUCCACCAUUGUCACGCCAAUACUAAGAGGUGAUGUGAAGUGCUUUGGAGGAGACUGCUACGCCCUGGCCUUUGGCGUUCCUGCGGCUUUAAUGGUCAUUGCCUUAGUGGUAUUUAUCUCUGGAAGUGGGCUAUAUAAGAAAAGUCCCCCGGAAGGAAAUGUCCUGGUGCGUGUUUGCAAAUGUAUUGGGUUUGCUAUACAAAAUCGAUGGAGGAAUUCCAAGAAGAGCCCAAAAAAGAGUCACUGGCUGGAUUGGGCAGAAGAGAAGUACCCAAAGCGGCUCAUUCAGGAAAUUAAAAUGGUGUUCAGGGUGCUGGUUCUCUAUAUUCCAUUGCCUAUGUUUUGGGCUCUCUUUGACCAGCAGGGUUCACGCUGGACUCUUCAAGCCACUCGAAUGAACAUGGAUUUUGGUGGAGGCUUCAUACUAAAGCCUGAUCAAAUGCAGAUGCUGAAUGCUUUGCUGAUCCUGGUGUUUAUCCCGAUUUUUGACAUGGGCAUAUACCCGCUGAUAGGACUGUGCCGGAUCAAACUCACUCCACUAAGGAAGAUGGCUGCAGGCAUGAUCCUUGCUGCGCUUGCAUUCUGUGCUGCAACUGUCGUAGAAAUCAACGUCAUUAAAACUGUUGUGGAGCCUUCUCCUGCCAAACAAAGCCUUGUUCAGGUUUAUAAUCUUAUGGAUUCAGAUGUCACCGUGCGGUUUCCAGUACACAGUGUCUUCUCAGAUCCACUUAAACCAAAUGAGGAUCCUUUGGGAUACACAAGUCUUCCACUUACUGGUGAAUCCCAGCUCCACACAGUCACUGUCAUUCACAAUGGAGCCGAAUCCCAGUGUGAACUCACCUUCACAGAACGGACUGCCUACAGUCUCUUCCUGCACACUGCACAAACUGGUGACAUUGCGUGCAAAUUGGUGGAAGAUCACAUCACCAAGUCUGAAACCGGGGAUGCAUAUCUAAGGUUUAUCAAUACCCACACAGAGAAUAUCAACAUAACUGUUGGCACUGGUGAAUUUUAUGCAGCUGCCAAUUAUGGGAUUUCUCAAAAUAUUAGUUUACCAAGGGGAGAAUACAAUGGAGUUGUGUGCAAAACAAACUCCGACCAAUAUCCCAUCGACCUGGGACUUCUUGAUUUCGGUGCCUUCUACACGGUCAUACUCUCAAAGAAAAGCGAGAGUCUAACAAUGGUGAAGAUGGAGGAUAUCCAAGCCAACAACAUUCACAUCACUUGGCAGAUUCCACAGUACGUCUUCCUCACUGCGGGAGAAGUCAUGUUCUCCAUCACUGGUUUGGAGUUCUCCUACUCACAGGCACCGGCAAGCAUGAAGUCUGUUCUCCAGGCUGGAUGGCUUAUGACGGUGGCAUUUGGGAAUGUCAUUGUACUGAUCGUGGCAGAGGGGGCUGCGAUGGAACAGUGGACCGAGUUCAUCCUUUUCGCUGUGCUUUUGGUGGCUGUCAGCAUCAUCUUCUCCAUCAUGGCCUAUUUCUAUACUUAUGUGGAUCCAGACCAGCUGGAUAAGACUUACAGAGAGGACACAGAUGAUGAGAAAGUAAAAAGUUCUGAUAGUAAGAUAAAGGAGACGGUUUCCUUGACUGACAUGCCAAAGCAAACCAAGAUGUAGCAGGUUUUUGUUAUGAACUAUUCAGAUCCAUUAAUUGCCAAUAAGCUUAUUCACUUCUUUCACAUCAGACUGUUUAAUUUAUUUUGGAGCCUUUAUGUGACAUAAUGCUGAGCUCUACUGCUCAGGGAUCAUUUUUUAACUGAAUUAAGAGAAAUUUGCUUUGCUGAAGGAAUUCUUAAUCUAAUGCUCUUUAGAUGGUACCUUACAGUACCUGAACAGUUAUAAAAUGUAAUUAAGAAUGUGAUGAACACUACCUUUCAAAAGUUUGAGGUCUGUAAGAUUUUUGUUUUUCAAGAAGUCUCUAAUGCUAAAGUUAGGCUGUAUUUAUUUGAUCAAAAAUACAGGAAAAACAAAUUAAUAUAGAUUUUAAAAUAUAAUUUGUUAUGCCUGCAAUGGCCAAGCUAAAGAUUUAGCAGCUAUAACUCCAGAAUAAAAUAAUUACUUGAAUUAAAAAAAAUCUUACUGACCCCAAAAUGUGUUUAAAUUUCAAUAUCAUUGACUAAUGCUGUUUGCACAUUUUUAAGCUCACAUUUGUACAUACUGUAAUGUUUAUCAGUCUUGCACGAUUCAAAUUCGUUAUCAUGGGACCUCUGUAAUUUCAUGUACUAAUUUGAACAGGAUUGGUAACUAGUCUGUUGUCAUGUGUAUGUGUGGGUCAUGUGAUGUAAUUAUAAUAUAAUGCAUAAAAUUACACCAGAUAAGAUUGCAGCACGAUUUGCCACCAACUGCUAUUUUACCUGACAAUUUGAACGAUAAUUAUGAGGAAAAAAAACAAGAUUAAAUUUGGCUUGAAGUUAUUUGAAGGUAAUUGUAUUGUGAAAAAAAUAUAUAGGCUACUACAAUCACAGACAUUCGUCUCCGAAGGGUUUAGAUUUAUACGCCCGAUUUGGCUGAUAAAUCAUUUUCUUUGUGUUUUACAUGAGUUACUUUGGGUCUGAAAAACAAAUGAGUAUUAAAUGUUGUUGACAACUGAUACAUACAAAAA